CAACAUUGAUUUCCCUAAAAGUUUAAUUAUUAAUCAUUUAGUUUUUCGUUUUCCAGUUUUCAUUUAUUUCCAUAUGUUAUGGCUAAAAGAAGAUCCAAACUCAGCUCAGUUGUUCAUUAUGUCUGAGUAACGAUAAUUGAAAUAGCUGACAUCAAUAAUUUUCAGAACUAGAACAAGAUCUUUCUGUUUCCGUCAUUUUGCUAUCAUAUUUGACUGGAAUCACAAGCAUGUGAGAAUGAAUGAAGCAAUGAAUACUUCAGAGAUUGGAGUUCAAAAGCCUGAUUCUGCUAGUGCAAAACUGAAGUGGAAUUGGCAGUGAAAAAAGAAGUAGGAAGUUGCAAUGAUGGCUUUCCGCUUACUGUUUUCCUCAAAUCUGACAUCUACAUCUACCCCUAGUUGGCAGUGAUGAUGAAUUGAAUAGAGGAUAUUUUGAUGAUAUAUCUGAGCUAAAACAAAACGGUGGUAAGAUUGCACUGGCAAAUAAGAUUCUAAUUCCCGGAAUUGCAGCAAGGAAGUUUCCUGCCGUGGAUGUUAUAUAUUCUGAUGGUAGAAAAUCAAAGCUGCUGAUUGUUUUUGAUGCAAGUGGCGUUGAUGCUAGCAAGUUGGCUGUCCCUGAAGCAUCUUUAGUCUGUCUAUCAUUUAGAGCAAACUCUCAGGCUAUGGUCGAUUCUUGGAGCAAGCCUUUUUAUGACGCCUUUAGUGAGUCCAAGAGCCUGCAGCUAAAUGAGAUGGCAGGGCUUUGGUUUGGCAAAGUAAGAAGAGUUGUCAUUGCUAUUUUAUUGCACGAAAGUUCUUGCGGAGGAAAUAUAGGUAUCCUGGCAUUUUUUAGAUACUUUUGGCUUGCCUGGUGUAGCUUAGUUUUUACACUAAAAGCCUGUUGGCUCAACAAGAUGAACAAGUUCACAGUUUUGAGAGACCUCAAUUUUGUUGCAGAAAACCUUGGUGUUGAGUUUUUCAAAGAUAUAUGGACCUUUGAAACGCUGCUCCGCAUGUAUGAAAUCCGUGAAUGGAAAAUGGAUCACUCGAAGCUUUUGUGUAACCACGUGCCAAAACAACACACUUGCUACAGCAGGAUAUUGAAAUCCCACCCUUCAUCGGAUUGUAAUUUCAGGCAGUCAGGAAUGAAAGAGAUAUGGAUAGCCUCAAUGUGCCUCCAAAAUAUAGGGAGAUGGAAGUCAUUCUGGAUAUACUAUUCAGCUCACUUGCACUGUAAAUUCACCGCUCUUGUUGAACAUGAAGAGGGUGGUCAAGUGACAAAAUUUCUUGCACUCGAUAAAUGCCUUCCAGGGCUCAAGUUCUUGCAGAUUGUUGAUAUUGAAUCUGAUCCAGGACCUUAUGAGGUUCAAUAUGAUGAAGAAUGGCUGGCAAUAACAUGAAAAUUCUGUCUUUCCUUUACCUUCCGAUGUGGAGACUUUGGGUGAGAACACAGCUCGACAUGCAAGAUUGUCGUCAAUGGGUUAAGAGCAGGAUAGAAGACAGAGGAGCCAAACCUUGUGAAUUUUCUCAAACAGCUCCACCUCACAACCCCUCUCAUUCAGUUACAAACACUACUUUUUUCUGGUUCUCCCCAUAAUCCUCAGACUGUAUCUUUCUUGGAAUUGCUAGAUCUUCCUUAUGUUCUUGAUAAUGCAUCAGACGCCAGGGAUACUCCUGCUUCAUUGCCUCGAAAAGAUGAUUACAGUGAAGACAUUCCUAUUGAAGACGAGGAUGAAAUAGAAGAUGAUGCAGAACCGAAUAAUGAAAACAGGUCCUCAUCAAUGUCAAUAAUGUUUUCUGUCAACCAAGAGGUUUAUUAGUGCAAAAAGAUUGAUGGCAAUAUCUUGCUAUUCCAUGAGGCUUUACUGAUUUCUGAAGUUGGCUGCUUAGUUUAAUGGCCCACACUUUUCCAACUUUCAUCAGCAGAGGAGAGCACCUAUGCAAGUUGUGGGGUUUGUUGUUUUCUUUUUUCUUCAAAAUGGAUAAAUCACAAUAGCAUGGGGUUGUAUCUUGCUUCUUGCAAAUUUAGUAAUUUAUUGAAUUCCGACAUCCAGGAACAUUGGACAAGGCAUGGCACCCUUUUUCAGGCAUGAACUUAUUUCUUUUUCAAUAAGCAAUUUUCAGACAUGGCCAUUGGUUUCAAAAUGGUAGCUAGAUCUAGAUAUAUGGUACAUGGCCACUGCCGAGAGUUUAUUUGGUAGUUUUUCUGGAUAGCAUGUCUAUUUAAUUUGUUGUGAGUUGUGAUAUUCUGUUUCUUAGAUUUCUGAAAAAGUCUGUACUUCAAUAUUAAAAUACUAAUAAUAAUAAUAAUAAUAAUCAUCUAAUUGGGAUGCUUGUUGAUAUUGAUAAGAA
This is a messenger RNA of Gossypium arboreum, 2328 nucleotides long. RefSeq lists its product as uncharacterized. Gene Ontology annotation, cellular component: nucleus. The coding region runs from base 660 to 1376 and encodes 238 amino acids. The transcript has 16 exons. Gene Ontology annotation, molecular function: RNA lariat debranching enzyme activity. NCBI's taxonomy places the organism in Eukaryota, Viridiplantae, Streptophyta, Magnoliopsida, Malvales, Malvaceae. Gene Ontology annotation, biological process: mRNA splicing, via spliceosome. The record is from RefSeq and is a predicted model, not a curated record.